Molecule: messenger RNA, 1657 nt
Organism: Gymnodraco acuticeps
Lineage: Eukaryota; Metazoa; Chordata; Actinopteri; Perciformes; Bathydraconidae
Product: heterogeneous nuclear ribonucleoprotein L-like
Exons: 6
Coding region: 117-1016 (299 amino acids)
Biological process (GO): regulation of RNA splicing
Cellular component (GO): nucleus
Molecular function (GO): mRNA binding
Source: RefSeq, a predicted model, not a curated record
AGUGUAUUCGUCCUAUCUUUGGAGAGAGUGUCUGUGUGGUGUGUGCGUGUGUGUUGGUGUCACCGUGUUUUACUCCGCGUUACCUCAAAUCUUCAUCUGUGAAUUGACCCACUGUGAUGGAGGAGGACAGAGAAGACAUAUCCGGGGGAGAAGGAGAAGGAGGAUACCACCGGGAAGCCAAGCGGCUCCGCACGGAGGAGGAGGCCGACGGAGAGGAGCUGGAGGACGGGGAGGAGGAAUCCGAGGAGGCGGUGGUGAGCAGCGGCACCACCGACAGCAGGAGCCGGAGCACCGGAGGGAAGAGCGGCGUGGACGACACUCACUGUAUCCCCCCCUCCCCGGUGGUCCACGUCCGAGGGCUCUGUGACGCCGUGGUGGAGGCCGACCUGGUGGAGGCACUCGACAAGUUUGGCAACAUCUGUUACGUGAUGAUGAUGCCGUUUAAGCGCCAGGCCCUGGUGGAGUUCGACAGUGUGGAGAGUGCCGAGCGCUGCGUGUCGAGUGGAAAUCGUGACGCGGUUUGCAUCGCCGAGCAGCAGGCCUUCUUCAACUUCUCCACCAGCCAGAGGAUCACCAGACCCACCAACAUAGACGACCCCAGCAGCGGGAACAAAGUCCUGCUGCUGUCCGUCCAGAACCCGCUGUACCCCGUCACCACCGAUGUCCUGUACACCGUCUGUAACCCGAUCGUUAACGUCCUGCGCAUCGUCAUCUUCAAACGCAACGGCAUCCAGGCCAUGGUGGAAUUUGAGUCAGUGGAGGACGCUCAGAAGGCCAAACUGGCUCUGAACGGUGCCGACAUCUACGCCGGCUGCUGCACGCUCAAGAUCGAGUACGCUCGGCCCAACAGACUGAACGUCGUCCGCAACGACAACAGCAGCUGGGAUUACACCAAACCCUUCCUCCUGCAGCGAGGUAGGACACCACACACACACACACACACACACACACACACACACACACACACACACACACACACACACACACACACACACACACCACACCACACACACUAGGAAGAAGGGCUUUUAAGAGGCUAUUUCAAUUGUGAAUAUGGCCCUAGGCGCUGAAUUCAAAAAUGUGAUCCUAUCCAAAUGUUUAGCAAGGUGAGAAAUCAAGACACAUCUGCAAAAAGAGUUAUAGAGACAUAGAAAAUGUAAUAACUAUUUAAACAUGCAAACAUAGAGAGGAGAUAUGUAUCAUGUAAACACUCCAAACCAGGAUACUAAUAUGCAUUUGAACACACUCAUAUACUUAUUAAAUAUAUGUCAUACAAUCCACUCCAGUCACAUAGGUUUCAACCUAGUCUUGUUAGAUCUGUAUAUAAUGUGAUCCCUCCAGGUGUGUGUUUUUUUCAGUAAAAUGCUCAACUGCUUUGCACAUGUCGUCCUAAAGGAACAAUAUAAUGUUCUAGUUAUGCAUUCACAUCACUAAAUGGCGGCAGUGAGAUGCAGAUAAAUGAUUCCUGGUGUGAAGGUUGACUUGAGGUGGAGCUCAGUGAGCUCUGCCUGGAGACUCAGAGGUUAAACUGCAGCCUGAAGGUGGUGCUGGGGAGGCUGAAAAUAGAUUUCCAUCACAGAGGGAGCGCUCACUUUCCCCACCCGCUGCUAAACCCGACCAUUACACCAAGACACACUUCACCCUGUUAUGUAUGUAU